Messenger RNA from Drosophila pseudoobscura, 749 nucleotides. RefSeq names its product globin 2 (gene glob2). Gene Ontology annotation, molecular function: oxygen binding; heme binding. The coding region runs from base 53 to 709 and encodes 218 amino acids. The record is from RefSeq and is a predicted model, not a curated record. NCBI's taxonomy places the organism in Eukaryota, Metazoa, Arthropoda, Insecta, Diptera, Drosophilidae. The transcript is spliced from 3 exons.
AUAAAAUUACAUUACGAAUAUGUAGGAAAUAGCAAAACACAGUCAUUUAAAAAUGGGAAGUCAAAUUAAUGUUGAGUUAUCAGAAGAACAAAGGCCAACUAUCGUUUUGCCCGUGUACCCAAAGCCACUGCCGGAGCGGGAUGUCAGCCAUAAGCUUGAUGAUAAUGGCUUUAGUAUUUUGGAGAAGUCUGCACUGCGCAAUGCUUGGCGUUUUAUUGAGCCCUUUCAACGCCGUUAUGGGCAGAACACAUUUUAUGACUUUCUUACGGAACAUGAGCUGCUGAUCAACACCUUUCGACAACAGGGAAAAAUCAACCUGACUAAGCUUCACGGUCAUGCCACCGCGAUGAUGAGACUUCUCUCGAAAUUGGUACAAACCUUGGAUAUGAAUCUGCAGUUUCGCUCGAGCCUGGAUGAGAAUCUGCCGUUUCAUCUGAAAACCGGCAUCGACCUCGAUGACAUGAAGAUGUUGGCAAAUGCUUUGAAGGAUUACUUGCUGUCCUCUCCGGUCAUUGAAAAACACAACUCCUGCACUCUGACGACUGCCCUUGAAAAACUGGUGACAAUUGUCGGUGGAUAUGCUGAGGCCGAAGAAGCCCGGAAAAAAGCCAUGUCUGGGUUCUACCGAAAUACCAAUACAAGUGUCGAACCUAAAAGCGAAAGGGCAUCCAGUAUUAAGUCAGCUAAGAAGUCUGUAAUAAUGGAUUAAUUCAGAGACAAAACAAAGUAAUACAUUUUUAGCAACUUUA